Messenger RNA from Drosophila ficusphila, 1170 nucleotides. Its product is annotated as gustatory receptor for bitter taste 22e. The coding region runs from base 1 to 1170 and encodes 389 amino acids. NCBI's taxonomy places the organism in Eukaryota, Metazoa, Arthropoda, Insecta, Diptera, Drosophilidae. The transcript has 2 exons. Gene Ontology annotation, biological process: sensory perception of taste. Gene Ontology annotation, cellular component: dendrite; membrane; axon. Gene Ontology annotation, molecular function: sweet taste receptor activity. The record is from RefSeq and is a predicted model, not a curated record.
AUGUUCCGCCCGAGCGGAAGUGGCUUCCGCCAGAGGUUGACGGACCUCACUUUGAAGGGUGCCCUUUACGGGUCGUGGAUCCUGGGCGUGUUCCCCUUCACAUACGACAGCUGGACGCGGAAGUUGCACCGCUCCAAGUGGCUAAUUGCGUAUGGCUUAAUCCUGAAUGCGGCCCUCUUCCUGCUGGUGGUCUUCAAUGACACGGAGAGCGAAACGCCGAUGAAGGUGGAGCUGUUCCAUAGGAACGCACUGGCGGAGCUGGUCAACCGAAUCCACGACAUCCAGAGCCUUUCGAUGGUGUCCUUGGUGCUGCUGAGAGGGUUUUGGAAGGCCGGGGAUGUAGCAAACAUUCUGAACGAACUGAUGGACCUCCAGCAUCGCCACUUCCGGCAUUAUCCUUUGGAGGAGUGCCGCGGCUUCGAUCGGUUUAUCCUGUACAAAGGCGGCUCGGUGGCUCUGGAAUUCAUCUCCAUGUUGAUUUUGGACCUGGGAAUGUCUCCGAAUUACAGUCGCCAGUUUCUCUUGGGAGUGACUAGCAUUUGCACAUUGUUACUUGUUGUCCUCCUGGGAGCCUCACAUUUUCACCUGGCAGUGCUUUUCGUCUAUCGAUUCGUGUGGAUCGUCAAUAGGGAGCUACUCAGGCUCGUAAAUAAUUUGGCAAAUGGAGAAACUGUGGAGUCAGCCAGAAUAGACUAUCUGCUGAAUCUUUACCAUCGCCUUUUGAGCAUCAGUAAUCGAUUGAUUGACAUCUACGACUAUCAAAUGGUCUGGGUGAUAGUCAACUUUCUACUGGCCAACAUUAUGGCCAUUUACUUCUUCAUCAUCUACACCAUCAGUCUACACAACAAACCGGACUUAAAAACGUUAAUCUUUUGCCAAGCAGUGUUAAUCAAUGUGAUAGACUUCUGGCUCAGCAUUGAAGUUUGUGAGUUGAUGGAAAGAACAGGAAGACAAACGUCGUCCAUUCUUAAAUUGUUCAAUGAUUUCGAACACCUGGAUGAGAAACUUGAGAGGAGCAUAACCGACUUUGCCCUUUUCUGCAGUCAUCAAAGGCCCAAGUUUCGACAUUGUGGCUUGUUUUACGUGAACUACGAGAUGGGAUUUCGGAUGGCCAUCGCCAGUUUCCUGUACUUGCUGUUCCUCAUUCAGUUUGAUUUUUGGAACCUGUGA